CAGUCAUUUCUGAACUCUAUAGCACAAAAUGGUUUCAACAGAUUCACCCCCACCUACACACUCAAGCAUCUUACACCAAUUCAUAAACUCAGACUCCAUUACUAGUCAAAUUGGAAGUCAACAUUUUGACAUUUAUCAAUCUGGUUUAAGUGCUAAUACUACUACUUAUCAGCCUCCUGGUGUAUUAUCUAGAUCCAUAGAAUUUGUUAAUCCUACUCAUUUUACAACUGAUUCUGAUGUUAACAACAGUAGACAUUUAAUGGAUCUACUUGGAGCUUCACAUGAUGCUAAUCAACAAGCUCAAAGACUCUCACUUUCUUUAAGUUCUCAUUCACUUGUUUCUUCAUUGAACUGUAGAGAAAGAGCCUUAAGUUCAAGUUUUACUAAUCCUAGUUAUAUAAGUCAAGAAAUUGAUCACAGGAACAAUGAGUUUUCUUUCUCUGCAGCUGCAAUGAACCAAUCAUUUUCCAAUGUUUGUGGAACUGAAUCCUUUGUUUCUGCCAUUGGAAACUCUAAAUAUUUGAAACCAGCUCAAUCCCUCUUGGAAGAAUUGGUUUGUGCUGGUGGCAAGACUACUGAUUUGAGUAAUGAGAAAUUUAUCAGGAGAUUAUCGCGCAAUAGCAAGAAAGGAUCGUUAAGCCUUCGCGCCAUGCUGAAAGCAGAGAUUCCUAGCAAUGAAUUGUUCAAUGAAAGGCAUGAACUUUAUGUUAAAAUCAUGAAGCUCAUUACCUUGUUGGAGGAGGUGGAAAGAAGAUAUGAGCAAUAUUAUCGACAUAUGGAUGAAAUUACUUCCACAUUUGAGGUGAUAGCAGGAUUUGGAGCAGGGAAACCUUACACAGCACUUGCACUUCAAGCCAUGUCUAGACAUUUUUCCUGUUUAAGAGAUGCAAUCAUAUCUCAAAUUUAUGUGAUUAGACAAAAAAUGCCACGAGACGUGCCAAAAAUUAGCAGUGGUCUGUCACACUUGAGCCUAUUUGAGAAAGAGACUCUUCAGAACAGAAUGUCUCUUCAACAACUUGGAAUUAUCCAAAGUAAUCGACAAGCUUGGAGACCAAUUCGAGGAUUGCCAGAGACAUCGGUAGCAAUUCUUCGUUCUUGGCUAUUCGAACACUUCCUACAUCCUUAUCCAAAUGAUUCUGAAAAGCUUAUGUUAGCAUCUCAGACAGGCUUAUCAAAAAAUCAGGUUUCAAACUGGUUUAUUAAUGCUCGAGUUAGACUGUGGAAACCCAUGAUUGAGGAAAUGUAUAAGGAAGAAUUUGCAGAAUCUUCAGUGGAUUCAGAUCCAUUUUUAAACAGAGAAGGUGUUACAGAUUCAGCAGAGGAAUGAAUUAGAAUUUGUUGAGGAUUUGACUGUGGAAAAAAGCUGAAGAAGUACAAGGUGGCAAGCAGAAACAUAUUAGAAAAGACAAAAUCUAGCCUGAAUAGGUGGCAUUUCUUGUACCUAGUACUUGGUGUUACAAAAUACUAGUGUAAUAUAGAG
Molecule: messenger RNA, 1480 nt
Organism: Nicotiana attenuata
Lineage: Eukaryota; Viridiplantae; Streptophyta; Magnoliopsida; Solanales; Solanaceae
Product: BEL1-like homeodomain protein 11
Exons: 5
Coding region: 29-1327 (432 amino acids)
Biological process (GO): regulation of transcription by RNA polymerase II
Molecular function (GO): RNA polymerase II cis-regulatory region sequence-specific DNA binding; DNA-binding transcription factor activity, RNA polymerase II-specific
Source: RefSeq, a predicted model, not a curated record